AUGGCGGACGCCGUUGAGGAUAUCGAGAAGCACGAGGUCGAGACCGGCAGCUGGGCGAGGACCGCAAAGGAUCUUUUUGCAGGUGCGGCUGGCGGUGUUGCUCAGGUUCUGUUGGGUCAACCCUUCGACAUCGUCAAAGUCCGCCUCCAAACAACGACAAAAUACCCAAGCGCUCUCUCCUGCGCCAGCUCUAUCCUCCAGAAUGAAGGGCCCCUAGCUUUCUACAAAGGCACUCUCACGCCUCUAAUCGGCAUCGGCGCCUGUGUCUCCGUCCAGUUUGGUGCUUUUCACUACGCUAGACGAGCAUUUGAGGAGCGAAAUCUCCGCCAGAACCGACCGGCGGGUUUGUCUUACUCGCAAUACUACCUGGCUGGCGCUUUUGCUGGCUUGACUAACUCCGUGCUUUCCGGCCCGAUCGAGCAUGUGAGGAUCAGACUGCAGACGCAGCCACAUGGUGCGGAUCGGCUCUACGCUGGGCCUCUCGACUGCAUCAAGAAGCUGUCCGCACAUGAAGGUGUGCUCAAGGGACUGUAUCGUGGUCAGGCUGUGACAUACUACAGAGAAGCUCAAGCCUAUGGUAUCUGGUUCCUUACCUUCGAAUACCUCAUGGCGCGGGACAUGAAGCGCAACAAUGUCAAGCGAGAAGAAAUAUCGUCACCGAAAGUCGCUUUCUAUGGUGGAUUGGCUGGCGAGGCAUUGUGGAUUGCGAGUUACCCGUUCGAUGUCAUCAAGAGUAAGAUGCAAAGUGAUGGGUUUGGAAAGGAACAGAAGUACAAGAGCAUGAGGGACUGUUUUAGCCAGACCUGGAAAGCUGCUGGGUGGAGGGGAUUUUGGGCCGGCAUUGGGCCGACCUUGGUGAGGGCCAUGCCAGUCAGUGCGGGCACAUUUGCUGUGUAA
Molecule: messenger RNA, 897 nt
Organism: Cladophialophora yegresii CBS 114405
Lineage: Eukaryota; Fungi; Ascomycota; Eurotiomycetes; Chaetothyriales; Herpotrichiellaceae
Product: solute carrier family 25, member 46
Exons: 3
Coding region: 1-897 (298 amino acids)
Biological process (GO): mitochondrial L-ornithine transmembrane transport
Molecular function (GO): L-ornithine transmembrane transporter activity
Source: RefSeq, a predicted model, not a curated record